Messenger RNA from Stylophora pistillata, 4427 nucleotides. RefSeq names its product disintegrin and metalloproteinase domain-containing protein 10. Gene Ontology annotation, biological process: Notch signaling pathway; membrane protein ectodomain proteolysis. Gene Ontology annotation, molecular function: metalloendopeptidase activity. The record is from RefSeq and is a predicted model, not a curated record. Gene Ontology annotation, cellular component: plasma membrane. NCBI's taxonomy places the organism in Eukaryota, Metazoa, Cnidaria, Anthozoa, Scleractinia, Pocilloporidae.
AGCGUGACUACCGCGUCUUUUUGAUGGGUGGGAGUGUAAUUCUUUGGCCACUUUGGUUGCAAGAGCCAUGUCUCCACAUUUUCCGUUAAUUCUUUUCUUACUUAUCCCUUUUGGUAACGAAUGUGAAAGUAAGAAAGGAAGGCGAUUGAACAAGUUUAUCAAACACUACGAACCUCUGUACUAUGACACGAUUCAUUUGCACAACAUUCAUCGAAGAGCCGUUGAAAGAAGUACGCAUGGAAAGUUCUCCUUUUCCGCGUUUGGGAAAUUUCAUCGUCUAAACUUGCAACCCGAUAGAGAGAUAUUUACAGCAGAUGCAAAAAUUCUCUCUGGGGAUGGAAAACCGAUACCUUUUGAGCGGGAUUCCGUGGUACGGGGGAAAGUGGAAGGCCGGCCAUACUCGGAUGUGUACGGAGUUAUUAGUAAAGAUGAUGGCUUUCAUGGAAAGAUCUUGAGCGGAAGCGAAAACUACUAUGUUGAUCCAUCAUCCUGGUACUUUGACGAGAAGCAAGAUUUUCCAUCAGUUAUGUACAAAGAGGAAGACGUGGAAUACGAACAUGAUUUUGCAGAUAUCAAACAUAGAGCACCAACCGUCGAGGUUCCAGAGCGAACUCGACGCUCGCUCGAAGAGCAAGACCGUUCCCGUUCUCGUAGACAAAGUGAAUCAGAGCUCGAAAAAAGCGCCUGUACGCUUAGUCUUUAUGCGGACAACUUUUUUACCAAACUAUAUGGUGGGAAAACCAAAGCGAUCUUUCAGCUAGUAAAGCAAGUGCAGGCUGCUCAAAUCAUUUACAUGAACGAAUUCAACGGCACAGAUUAUUUCUAUCAAAAAGGAAUAACUUUCCGCGUCAGAACCAUCGUUGCCUUCAACGACAGUGAAAAAGCGCCCAACAAUUUGCCUUCCCAAGUUAAAGACAGCAACGUUGGUAUAGAUACUCUUUUAGAUCUCUUCUCUAGCAUUGAUCACAGUGGUGUUUGCGAGGCGUUCCUAUUUACCGAUCGCGAUUUUGAGGGCGGGAUUUUAGGUCUCGCUUGGAUGGGAGAUCCGAAAGGGAAUGCAGCUGGGGGAAUUUGCGAUUACUUUGUGGAUUAUGGUGUAGGGAAGAAACGAAGUUACAACACUGGUGUCGUGACAUUCAAGCUUUACGGAAGAUUUACACCUCCAAGAGUUUCAGAAAUCACGUUUGCUCACGAGCUUGGGCACGGGUUUGGCUCACAGCAUGAUCCAGAUACAGAAGCUUGUGCACCAGGGAAGCCUGAGGGAAACUUUAUCAUGUUUGACAAAGCAACAUCUGGUAUUGAACCUAACAAUGACAGGUUCUCUCCUUGCAGCAAAAAUAGCAUCAAGGAGAAUGUCAACUUGAAGAGAGCUAGGAAAGAGACAUGCUUUAUUAAACCUACAGAAGCCAUUUGUGGCAACAAGAUUGUAGAAGGCACGGAAGAGUGUGACUGUGGAGAUAAAAACACUUGCACAGAGGAUUGUUGUACCCCAGCAAGUGCAGAUGUUAGCAAGGAACAGCCUGACCAGUGUAAACUUAGACGUGACUCAAAUGUAACUAUUGACUGCAGCCCAAGCCAAGGACCCUGCUGUAGUAAAGAUUGCAAAUACGAAGGACCUUCAGUGGUAUGCUCUGUCACAAAUGGCUGCACCAAAAACACAUUAUGUAGUGGCUUCUCAUUCAGCUGUGACCCUCCAGAACCACUUACAAAUGGCACCCUAUGCGAUAACGGACGUCGCCUGUGCUAUUCAGGGCAGUGUUCCACAUCUGUCUGUCAUAGAUAUAACUUGGUUGAGUGUUCCUGUGAAGUGGAAGAGGAACUUUGUGAUCUGUGUUGCAAGGAAGUAGGAGGAGCAUGUACUUCAGCAAAGCGCUUGACACAGAUGGCAACAGAACUACAGUCAUUGAAGUUGGUUCCAGGGACACCAUGUGAUAACCUAAAUGGAUAUUGUGAUGUAUAUGCUAUUUGCCGUCGCAUUGACAUGGAAGGUCCUCUUCUACGUCUCAAGCAGAAGUUCUUGACAGUGGAGGGUCUCAAGGAAACAGUGAAGAAGUAUUGGUGGGCUAUCUUGAUUGGUACAAUUGCCUUUUGUGUCUUCAUUGGACUUUUUGUCUUUUUGUGUGCCCGCUACACACCAAGUAGUAAUCCUCACAAAGAGGCAAAGAAACCUGCCAAGACACUCCCAGGUCGCAAGAAGCGAAAUCCUCAACAGCGACCAGGCCAACAGGGGAUAGAAAUGGAUCCACGUGUAUGACAUGCAUGGUUUUAUAAUAAACUUUUGAUAUCAGAGUGCAUGGCGAUGCUUCAAGAGGCUCCCUUCAUGCAUUUUAUGUGAAUCUUGGUUAUUUGGUUGUAUUUCUAACUUUUGGAUCUAUCAUAAUUCACUAGUCCAAUGUACCAUUGUACAGGUAUUUAAAAUCAGCGAUAUUUCUCAGUAUCAAUUUUUAAUUUUUUAUGAAAUUCCUCCAGUUCCACCCAUAUCCUCACAGAAUUGUUACAGUAGGUAGUCCUUUUUCAAAGCCUGUGAGGAAAUUGUCAAAUUUUGGAAGUCAAAGUGACUCCAGUUUUCCUUGUGUGAUCACAUAUGGCACUCUUGAAGCAUUGACUUUUCUCUAUCUUUGGUGUUUAUUUUGUGGUCAUCAGAGAUGGCAAGAGUCCUUAUCAAUAAUUUUUCCACCAGUGGGUCUUUUUGAGUGCCUGUAAGUGUUUAGCAAGUAAUUCCAAGGUCAGUAUAUGAUUUGACUUUGAAACUAAAAUCUUGGACAGAAUUAAAAGGAAUUAAAACAACCACUCAUCUGAAAUCAAUGAAAUUUAAAAACAUUUCUUUUUCCAAGUUUUUUUUGAAGCAAAAAAGGGGUUAAUAUUUAAUUUUCCUUAAAUAGACGUCUUUCAUUAUGGUGGACAUGAUUAUUAUUCUUUUGCGGGGAAGGUGGGGAGGAUUUUAACAAGUUUAAGUAAACAACAAAAACUGCAAUGUAGGUGGCUAACCCAAGUUCAAUCUUUACUCUAAUGUUGCUAAUUUCAGAAAAAUAGGCAGUGAUCUUGCUUCACAUAGACAGCAAAUUUGAAAUCCCCAGGGCAUUUAGGAAGGAGGUCCUAUGUUUUCAAUAUUGUAUUUGAAGAGAGGGGAUGUGAAUUAAAACCCCCACACCUUUGAUCAGAGUUAAAAAGGCAUUGACACCAAAUUGUGUGCCUUUCAUAUCAUUGGCAAGAUUGAAGUCAUGACCUGUUGAGCCCAUAGGGCAGCAGAGUGGUUGGGUGAGAGAUGCUCUCAAUUUCCAUUUUAUUUUAUCCAAGGUUUUAACAGUUUCACAACUUUGUGCUUGUCUAACGUUUGAGUGUGUUGCUGUUUUCUCAGACAACCACUCUUGCUUAUCAAAAAUAUGAGUCAGUAUAAGGGCUGAUAAUGUUCCUUUUGGCCAAAAUGUUAUUUAUGAACUAGCUAUACUCUUGUAAUUGAAACAUUUGUAGCAAUUGGGAGCCACUUGUGGGAACAAAUUGGUUGUAGUAUAUUUUUUCAGAAACAAAGUUUCAAUGCUCUGGAAGACCAGGCCAACACAAAAUGAUUUGUAACAAACCAGGUAAAUAUGUAACUUAAUAUGUUGCAAUUCUUCUUGUGCUGUGUUAUUUAUAAUAAUUAAAAAGAAAGAAUGUGUAAUUUAUAAAAGGUAACUUGGUACAUAACACCGGCUAAAAACUCAUUUUUAGCCAUACGUGCAAUCGUGAUCAUUAUUUCGUAAUAGCAUAAACAUUUUCCAUACGCAUAGGUAGAAUUUUGAGCAAAAAGGUUUUUCUAAUGUAUUCUUUCAGAAAUGUUUGUAAUGGAAAAAGUCCUAAAAAUUAAAUUUUCUCUAUGGGGUAUUGCUCUCGUAAUUAUUCUUUACUUCGUUAUGAAAGUGAACUUUAAGUCUUAAUUUCGAUGGUGUUUUUAUUUCCAUUGCUCAGUCUCGUAAAGUACUAAUUUUUGUUGUCAGGAGACCAUAGUCAUUGUCAUCUUGUUCCAGGCCCUCUGUUUCGGUGAAGAGGGACAAAAAGGCGAAUGACCGACUCUCGCUCGGUUUUCUCUUGCUAACGUCAACCGAUAGCACAGGUUAUGGUAGUAUCAGGGUGGAUUUGGAGGGAAACUUUGUAUACAUGAUGGAUGUCUUGAAAAUUUUUACUACACACUCCCUACCCCUCGUAAUUCUAAUUUCUGGACCAAUCUUUUAUGUUCGUGUGCUUGUUCUUCUUACCUUAAGGAAACAGUUAAAAGUAUUUUUCUCUGGUAGUAAUAAGAGUAAAACUAAUUUGUAACCUCAGUGGGAAAAGGAUAUACAGUAAUCUGUUUGUUAGGAACAAGACGUAACUGUAUGACUUGUGUAAAGCUUUGGUUAGGAGAUAAACACUGCACUGUUUGUAAUAAAGAUAAAAUUGCCCUUUUAAAGUGA